AUGACACUAUUGGGCUUAGCUUUGUGGUCACUGCUCCUCCGUCCAGGGCUGACGUUCUGGACCUCCGAGAUCAGUCAGAACUGCAACAAUGGCAGCUACGAGAUCAGCGUCCUGAUGAUGAACAACUCAGCCUUCCCAGAGUCCUUGGAUAACUUGAAAGAAGUGGUGAAUGAGGGAGUGGAAAUAGUGAGACAGCGUCUGCUUAAUGCUGGCAUAAAUGUGACUGUGAAUGCCAGCUUUAUCUCUUCGGAUAGUGUGAUUUAUAAGUCAAAUGACUGCCGGAGUAGCACUUGUGAAGGCCUCGACCUACUACGGGAAAUUUCAAAAAAAAAACAAAUGGGCUGUGUCCUCGUGGGACCCUCGUGUACAUACUCCACCUUCCAGAUGUACCUUGACACAGAUUUGAACUACCCCAUGAUUUCAGCUGGGAGUUUUGGAUUGUCAUGUGACUACAAAGAGACUUUAACCAGGCUAAUGUCUCCAGCUAGGAAGCUGAUGUACUUCUUGGUUAACUUUUGGAAGGUCAAUAACUUGCCAUUCAAAGAUUAUUCCUGGAACACUGCAUAUGUUUUCAAGAACGGCACCGAGACUGAAGACUGUUUCUGGUACCUCAAUGCUCUGGAGGCUGGAGUGUCCUAUUUUUCUCAGGAACUUAGCUUCAAGGAAACAUUGAGGGGAAAUGACCAGUUCCAGGGUAUCUUAAUGAACCAGGACAGGAAAAGCAACGUGAUUGUUAUGUGUGGUACACCAAGCGUCAUCGGCAACCUCAAGGGGGACAGGGCAGUGGCUGAAGACAUUGUGAUUAUUCUAGUGGAUCUAUUCAAUAACCACUACUUCAUGGAAAAUGUCACAGCCCCUGACUAUAUGAAAAAUGUCCUUGUGCUGACAUUGCCUCCUGGGAAUUCCACCUCCAUUAGCUCUUUCUCCAAGGGUUUAUCAGAGGCAAAAAAUAACUUUGCUCUUGCCUACUUGGAUGGAAUCUUGCUCUUUGGACACAUACUGAAGACAUUUCUUGAAAAUGGAGAAGCUAUUACCACCCCCAAAUUUGCUCAGGCCUUCAGGAACCUCACUUUUGAAGGCCAUGCAGGUCCUGUGACUUUGGACGAGUCUGGGGAUAUUGACAACACUAUGGUGCUUCUGUAUACUUCCGUGGAAACCAACAAAUACACGAUUCUCUUGAGGUAUGACACCCAUGUAAAUAAGACUACCCCAGAGAUUAAGAACCCCAUGUUCAUCUGGAUGAACCACAAACUUCCAAGUGAUAUCCCAGGCCAGGUAAACUCAAAGUAUACAUAUUUCAGCAAGGAACACAAGAUGCCAUCAGCCAUCAGUCAUCAGAUGAGGUACUAUCAUGUCAUGGAAAGCCCUACCAUGACCAGGACUUCACCCAUGCAACUUCCCAUACAACCAUAUAACAUUGGCCAUCCCUGGACAGGACCAGCCAGGUAUCUCCUGGGCAACAAGGUCUCAGGACAGUCUGGCUUAGCCAAGGCUUACGACGAUGAAUAUGUUCAGAAGCUAAAUGACAUGAAUGUUAAUAAAAACCUACUGACUGGUUCUAUUCCCUUUCACAGAAAAUAUAAAAAAGAAUAUGAACUUCGUCAGAAAAAAUGGUCCCACAUUCCUUCUGAAAAUAUCUUUCCUCUGGAGACCAAUGAGACUAACCAUAUUAGCCUGAAGAUCGACGAUGACAAGAGACGAGACACAAUUCAGAGAGUCCGGCAGUGCAAAUAUGACAAAAAGCAAGUGAUUCUAAAGGAUCUCAAGCACAACGACGGCAAUUUCACUGAGAAACAGAAGAUAGAAUUGAACAAGUUGCUUCAGAUUGACUAUUACAACCUCACCAAGUUCUACGGCACAGUGAAGCUUGACACCAUGAUCUUCGGGGUGAUCGAAUACUGCGAGAGAGGAUCCCUGCGGAAUAAUCUGUUCAAUGCAAAAUUUAGAGGAAUAACUAUGGCCUAA
Molecule: messenger RNA, 1965 nt
Organism: Leptonychotes weddellii (Weddell seal)
Lineage: Eukaryota; Metazoa; Chordata; Mammalia; Carnivora; Phocidae
Source: RefSeq, a predicted model, not a curated record